GGAUUUGAACUCAGGACCUCUGGAAGAGCAGCCAGUGUUCUUUACCACUGAGCCAUCUCUCCAGCUCAAAUGCUAAGUUCUUAAUACUGAAAAUAAAACCUUCAAACUAAACAACCUUUUGGCUGCAUCAGGCCUAUAGCUGUCCUAGAAGUGCUCCACUUGGAGAAACAUGGGUGUGUUUGUGUACAAUUUCUGUCACACUUUUCAAAAUAAGACUUUUUCAAAUCCAAGAAUCAUAUAUGUCACAGUUAGGGAUUCUCUUACUAUGACAAAACACUGUGACCAAAAGCAACUUUAUAGCAGUUAGGGUAAGAACUCAAACUGGGAGGCAGGAGCUGAUGCAGAGGUCAUGGAGAAGUGCUUGCUGGCUUGCUCCUUUUUGUUGUAGAUCUGCAUGAGAGUGACCACUAAUACCCAUGUGACAUUCAAUACAAGGCUGUCUUGAAAUUCCUUUACUGGUACUAUUAGUCCAAAACUCUUCAAUUCAGCCCCAGGCAGAUCCUUAAGACAACGGCAGGAAUCCGCCACAUUUUGCCUGUUCAUCACAGGUGUCGUCUCUAACAUGCUGGUGUUCCCAUCUGAACCCUGUGAGAUGGGCCUCCACUGUCCACAGUGCCCUCAGCACCAGUGUCUUCCAAGCUUCUAGGAGCAGAGCCCAUUAGCCCUGCUUACAUGUUCAACAGCUUUCUCAGUCCAAAGUCCCAAAGUUUUCCACAUUCUCAAAUGUCACAGCAAUAGCUCAUGCCCUGGUGCUGCUGAAAGAUGCCAUGACUGAGGCAGCUUAUAAAUAAGGCUCUCAGUUCCAGAGGGUUAGAGUCCAUGACCGUCAUGGUGGCGGCAGCCAGGCAGGCAGGCAGGGACUGGAGAGAUAGCUGAGAGCUUGCAUCUGAUUUACAAGCAUGAGGAAGAGAAAGGGGGCUAAAUGGGAAUAGCAUGGCCUUUGAAAACUCAGAGGCCCACUCCAGAGACACCUCCUCCAACAAGGUGACACCUCAUAGUCUUUCCACACACUGGAGAUAAGUAUUCAAGUAUAUGGGCCCGUGGUAGCCAUUCUCAUUCAAACCACAGUCCAAGAUGUUCCUGUUCCCACAUCAUUUAUUUACAUAUGCCUUAUAAUUCUUGCUUUUUCACAAGAUAAUCUCAUGGGUUCCAGGCUGCCUCAAACUCACUAUGUAGCUAAGGAGAGCCUUAAACUUCUGAUCACCCCUGCUUCCCCUGAGUUCCUGGACUACCAACAUGUACCUCUAUGCCCAGUUCACUGCUAUUUUUGUUUUUAAAGUGUUUUCUGCAGUAUUUGAGAGCAAGCCUAAUUAACAUUUAGUUUGUUUGAGAGGAAGGAUCUCUCUGUCCUAAGAAAAUAUUUGUUGGUGUUCUGGCAUUGAUGCUAUACAAUGGGCACAUCUGUGUUUUAAAUCUUAGCCUUCCAGAGGGACCAGUUUCAGGGCGUUGGUUUUCAAAGUGCCCCUUCAGCUUCGUGUCCGCAUCCACCUGUCUGAGUCCUCACCAGUUCUAACUGAGAUUAUGUCAUCCCAGCCUAUUAUACCAUGGAGCUCUGGUGCAAGGUUACUGGAAUUCUGCCUGAAAACUACUGUUUCAUGUUACUGUAUUAUACCUUCCUGGUGUAUAAAAGGCCUUUAUGCCAUCUUGUGUUGUCAGGAAAUAACUUCAAGGGUGUAUAGUAAGUUUAUUUACUAAUUUUGUUGUUUUACCUUUGGGGAUAAACUUAGAGACUAUGUCCAAAGACACAAAGAUGAGGAAGACACUGUUCACCCUCAGGCAGCUCAGUCAAACGGUAGCUAGCAGUGACUGAGUGGAUGUGUAGAGUCAGACUUACAGUGUAGACAACUAGAAUGCUUUCUCCUUUGCCGAACCAACUGGGACAUUCUAUGUUAAUACAUCUUUAUUCUAUGCUAGUAAAUCAUGGAACUGGACAGAUUGCUCAAAGGUUAAGAGCACUUGUUGCUCUUACAAAAGAGCCAGACUUGAUUCUCAGCACCUUGUGGCAGUUGACAGCUGUCUGUAACUCCAAACCCUCUUCUUCCUCCAUAGGCACCAGGAAUACAUAUUGUACACAGACAUACAAGAAAAGAAUCUAUACACAUCUAUACACAUGAAUUUAAAAUGAUUUUAGAAGUGUUUUUAAAUAUUUAUAUAAUAUUUAUAAUUCAUACAACACUAUUAAGAGCUUAAUAUGGGGCUGGAGAGAUGGCUCAGUGGUUAAGAGCUCUGACUGCUCUUCCAAAGGUCCUGAGUUCAAAUCCCAGCAACCACAUGGUGGCUCACAACCAUCUGUAAUGGGAUCUGAUGCCCUCUUCUGGUGUGUCUGAAGACAGCUACAGUGUACUUAUAUAUAAUAAAUAAAAUAAAUCUUAAAAAAAAAAGCUUAAUGUGGCAAAGUAAAAAAGUUUACUUAACAUGAGUUUAAAGUAAUUAAAAAAUCUUAGGAAAAUGUUUUGUAUCUAUUGUUUGAAUAGUCUCUUGUGUUUUCUAGCACUGUGCAUCUCAGGUUAUUAAUGUUUAGCUCAACCAUGUAUUUCAUGAGGUUCCUUCCUGUUUGUAAAGUUGAAAAACCACACUAUCAUCUAGGUAUAGUAUUAUUGAAUUUUGUAGGAUUGGUUGUUUGCUGUAGUAAAAGACAUAAUGAAAUGACAGAUUUACAGUGUUAUCCUGGAUUAUCACUAUAUAUUUAUACCUCUGACUAGAGAAAAUCAAAGUACACCUACUUCAAAUUGACUUUUUUUUUUUUUUGAGACAGAGUUUCUGUCUGUAGUCCUGGCUAUUCUGGAACUUGCUCUGUAGACCAAGCUGGCCUUGAACUCACAGAGACUGCCUGCUUCUGCUUCUUGAGUGCUGUGGUUAAAAGCAUGCACCAUCACCACUCUGGCUUUGUUUUUUAAUUUUUAAAAAUAUCUAUGUCAACCCAAUUAACUGUCACUAUAAUCAGUGACCAUAAAAUAUGAGUGGUUUGUUUAAUAUAAGUAGAAAUUAAAUAUUUCUUAGUAAAGAACCUAGUUGCUCUUCAGGGAAAGACUAGAAUUGGAAUAUUUUUUAACAAGAAGCUAGUUGAUAAAUUAAUAUGCUAUCUGGAUAUAUGAAAUAUUAAUUGAGUAACUUAAAACAGAAAUACUUUGCUGCAAUAAAAUCAUAAGAGGGCAUGGGCAGACAAAUAACAAUCAGGUUUGUAAACUAGGGCCAGGCCGGGGCAGUGUCGAUUGACCUCAUUGGCUGAAUUAGUCUCUUUUGGUAAAGUAGGAAGUUUAUCUCAUGAAAAGACCAAAUGAGUUCUUUUGAUGUGAAAAUUUGUAUAAGUUUACUGUAAAAUGAAUUUUUUUCACUUGUCUUCUGUAGAUCCUCAGUGUUAAAGAGAGGAGUUUGAAAACCUGUUUUGUUGGGUUAGAAUACUAUAGUUCUCCCGCAAAUAAAAUGUCUCUUAAACAGGACAAGUGAACUAAUGUAUGAUGUUCUUGAUGAAUCCUUACGAAGAGCCGAGUUAAAUCACAAUGUCACUUACGACUCUGGAACUUCUUUACAGAAUUACAAAUGCACAGAAUGUAGUAGUUAUUGUACAGAAAAUGCUUGAAUAUUUACAUCAGAGCAAAGAAGAGUACAUCAUCAUCAACUUAGUCGGCAAAAUAGCUGAAUUGGCUGAGAAAUAUGCUCCUGACAACGUGUGGUUCAUUCAGACGAUGAAUGCUGUGUUUUCAGUGGGAGGAGAUGUAAUGCACCCAGACAUUCUCAGUAACUUUCUGAGACUGCUAGCAGAAGGUUUUGAUGAUGAAACAGAAGAUCAACAGUUAAGACUCUAUGCAGUUCAGUCUUACCUCACCUUACUAGACAUGGAAAACACUUUCUAUCCACAGAGAUUUCUUCAAGUUAUGAGUUGGGUAUUAGGAGAGUAUUCCUACCUCUUAGAUAGAGAAAGCCCCGAGGCAGUUAUGACCAGGCUCUACAAGUUACUGAGGAGUGACUCCAUUUCUUCAGAAACGAAAGCAUGGUUGUUUGCUGCAGUAACCAAGUUAACACCUCAAGCUCAUUCUUCUCCCAUAGUUGAGAACUUAAUCCAAGAAUUCACUGUAUCCUUGAAUACUUGUCUGAGACAACAUGCAUUUGAAUUGAAACAUCUACAUGAAAAUGAAGAGCUUAUGAAGAGCUUGCUUCAGAGUGCUCAGAAUUGUGACGACAUCAUGGCAGAUGCUUCUUUAUCUUUUCUGGAUGGUUUUGUGGCUGAAGGACUCAGUCAGGGAGCAGCACCUUAUAAGCCCCGUCACCAGCGCCAAGAGGAGCAGCUCUCUCAGGAAAAAGUUCUCAAUUUUGAACCAUAUGGACUAUCAUUUUCUUCAUCUGGCUUCACUGGACGACAGUCUCCUGCUGGCGUUUCUCUGGGCUCAGAUAUAUCUGGAAACAGUGCUGAAACAGGGCUGAAAGAGGCAGGUAGCCUGAAGAUGGACGGCAUAAAGAAAUUAUGGGGUAAAGAAGGUUAUCUCCCCAAGAAGGAGAGUGGAGCUGCUGAUAAACUGGAAGCCGCACAUGCUCCUGCAGAGAGUGCAAUGAUGGAGAAUGUAGACCAAGCCAUGACUAGGAAGGACCAAGCUCAAGGCCACACCCCUUCUACAGAGGAGAAAGAAAAGCAGCUGUUGGCAUCAUCGCUGUUUGUUGGGCUAGGACCAGAAAAUACGAUCAAUUUGUUGGGAAAAGCAGAUGUUGUGUCUUACAAGUUCAGGAGGAAGUCAAAACCCAAGGUAGCCCAAAGUGACAAGAUGCCCAGCGCUCAUGCCGCUCCCUCCUCCACCCUUAGCCCUGUGUCCGAUGUGGCUGGGGGGGAUGAGGACAGUCUGAGCGCUGCGGAUAGAGGAGACGGGGAGCUUGGUUCAGAGCUGUUGGGUUCUGAGUCUGUCUUGGAGCUGCCCUCAGUUGAAAACCUCUCGAGUGUCAGCUUGCCCGUGUCUUCUUUGUUUGCGGGUAACGACAUGGAAGUAUUUCAUCCCCCUUCAUCCUCUGCAACUUCAGCCGUCAAGGAAGUCAGUUUGGCUGCUCUGUUGGAAGAAACUCCUGAAUGCAGGCGUUCAGCUCUCGUGGAAAUCUGUAGUAAUGAAACUGUGGCUGUGUCUUCUUACAAAGUCUGGAAGGAUGAGUGUUUAUUGCUGGUGUGCUCAGUCACUAGUAAGACUGAUUCAGAGUUCACAGAUGCUCAAUUAGAAAUUUUUCCUUUGGAAAAUUUCAAGAUCAUUGAGCAGCCUGGAUGUCCUUCACCUGUGAUGGAAGCAGAAAGCACCAAAUCCUUCCAAUAUGGCGUGCAGAUGGAAAGCCCUUGUGUAGAGGGGACUCUCUCUGGUUUUAUAAAGUAUCAAAUGAUGGAUACACAUCCUGUUCAACUGGAAUUUUCCAUGAACUUAUCACUACUAGAUUUUAUUAGGCCAUUAAAGAUCUCAACUGAAGACUUUGGCAAACUCUGGUUGUCUUUUGCAAAUGAUGUGAAGCAAAAUAUAAAAAUAUCAGAGCCUCGAGUUGCACUGGCUUCUGUCCUGACAGAGCUGCAGCAGAAACUCAGACUUUGCGUGGUUGACGUCAUAGGCAGUGAAGGUCUGCUGGCCUGUAAGCUGCUUCCGUCCACCCCCUGUAUCCUGCACUGCCGAGUACACGCUGACGUGGUAGCCCUGUGGUUCCGAUCCUCUAGCUCUGUUCUUUCAGACUGUUUAUCUUGUCACUGUCAGAAAGUGAUGCAGACAUCCUAGCAAAGUUCUGUUAAGUUUUACUUUUUUCACAUAAAUGGUUUACAUUUACAACCUUACCAAAGUAAAAAGCACUCGUGGUACUUCUCAUGGGAAUGGGGAUUUGUCAGGUUUGGGUUAUGUGUUUUCUUCUUGAUUCCUGCUAAGAAUGAUCCCCAAGAAACUAUGUCAUUAAUUUUUUUACUCAGGAUUGUACAGUGUGUUUGGGUCCCCCUCCCCCAAAAUGACCUAAACUAAUGUUAUAAAAUGCUAAUUAUUUUAUGUCACUUAAUGUGGAGGAACUGAAAAUAUUUAUUUUGUUAUAAGUGUUUUAUAGCAGGUUUAUUCUAGCAUUCACUGAUUUCUAAUAAGGCUGAAUCUUGGUUCUCUGCUUCGAUGUAGAGGACACAGAGACUGAUCAUCACCUGAAUCACACUUGGCUUUGGAGUACAGAACUUGUUGUAAGGAUAGUCUGUGCUCCCAGUUCUGUUUUGCUCAGGUCAGGGUUAAACUGAGGUGGCCUAACAUGUACUAACCAUUGUACAAGACCAUGAGCAUGCUGGGUAUGGGGCAAACACAAUCUGUGUUUUUUUACUUUUUAACUUGUUAUACUUAAUUUUAAGUAAUUUGAUCAUAAAGUAUAUCUGUUUCCUAUUAGAUCCUUUUUGUAGUUAAAAUUUUUGACCAUAGAAUAAAUGGCCAAUUGAUUUUUUUUUCUGGUCCUUAUAUCUACUAAUAUUAAGUGGUUGUUACUGAGUAGUGACUUUGUAAAUAUAUCCUACAAAUACUUCAGCAAAAUAUAUCAUGUUUCAUGUUAUAUUUAUGCUUAUAGGCCCUCUGUUAGUAGAAGAAGAGAUUAUGCCUUGUAUGUGUGAUGGGCCAAAAUCUUGAAAUUGUAUAUUAACUGAAAUAGUAUUUUAUAAAGACUAAUAAUGGUGCUGUGGGAAAUAUUUAUUUUACCCUUUUUGGUACUUCAUCAUUGAAACUAUUCAGGUAAUACAACUUAAGUUAUUAUGUUAACCAUUCUAGUUCCCAGGACUGGUUAUCACCUGGGCCAGGCACUCUGGUUUUACAUUAUCUCACCAAUACUUGCUGUAAAGAUGCUAAGGUGGAAGAGAGGAGGAAGAGGAGGGAAAGGAGGAAGAAGAGGGGGAGGAGGGGGAGGAGGAGGUGGUGGUGGUGGAGGUGGUGGUGGUGCAUACCUUUAAUCCCAGCACUAGGCAGAGGCAAGCGGAUCUCUUGAUUUUGAGGCCAGCCUGGUCUAUAGAGCAACUUUUCCGGACAGCCAGGGCUACACAGAGAAACCCUGUGUUGAAAAAUUAAAAGAGGGGGGGAAAGAUGCUAAGAAGAGUCUACUGAGCUGUCAUCCAUAGUUAGAACAAGACAAAAAGUAGUAUUUUAUAAGUUAACUCUUGGGUUAUGCAUUUGUAAAUGUAGCAUUUCGUUAACUUCUCUCUUGAAUACAAGCAGUUAAGCCUGGUUAGAAGAGCAGGAGGCUGGAAUUUCCUGUAGUUGGUUUCUCCCCUCAGUAGAAGACCAGAUGCAUUAUCAGCCUCUGCUCUGUCAUGGUAGAGGGGUCCUGAAGCAGCCGCUUCAUUAGCUUCCUCUUUAUUGUUGCAUUCGCAGCCUUCCCUGCUCCUUGCCCUUAACAAGCAGUACAGCAUGUAGUGUAGAUGGGCUCCUUUCUGUGUGCAUUCUUCCAGGCGUUUCUGUGGUCACUGGGUUGGUCGGUUGUGGAGCAGGGGGAGUAAGGUCUGUAAGAUCAAAGUGACGGCUGUCCCGAGGAUCAUGGUUGUUUGCUUUGCUGCUGCUCUGUCACAAGGGAUGUUCAUGAGAGCAGCAGUAUUGUCGUGGGACGAAUUGGCCUGUCUAGCAGUGCAUGUGUAAACGGUAGGUUUGGGGUUGAGACGUGACUUUAGAUCUGCCAAAGAGAGCAUAGUGUCACUUUUGUUCUUUCUGAACUCACUAAAUAAAAUGUAGAGUAACAGGGUUUCUGCAAAAAUGAUUAUUAGAAUGUUUACAAUGUUUAUGAUUUUAAUAAACUAAUAAUAAUAGAAAAGAGUAGAUAUUUAAAACUUUGGACCAGUACAUAGUCUAUCUAAACUCACUGAAUUCUGAAUCAGGCAUCAUCAAUCUUUUUGACCACAAAAUAGGGAGAAUUUUAGGUCUAGUCUUUAUUUUAUCAUCAACCAAUGGGGCUGACGUGUCAGGGAAGAGUGACUGCGUGCUCUGUGCCAAGUACCUUUACCAAGGAUGAAUGACUGCAGAGCAAGGCUGGGCACAAAUAAAGGAAGACAGAAAGAGCAUGAGAGCAAUGGAAAGAAGAGGUGGCCAGGCUCCCCAAGAAUCGUCCCCAGGAGGUCAGCAGAAGAGCUAGUGCUCAGGGUGGGAGGAGCCUGUCUUGGUCCUACUGAAGAAUCUGUCGGAGGGGCUGAGCGGUUUCUGGGGCUCCUGUGCCAAGUCUGCCCAGCACAGCAAAUGCUCUGCAGGUGAGAAUUAGCUAAUACGUGUCUAAGCUCGUCCAAAUUGAUUGUAUAAAAGUACAGUAUUUUAUUUUCACUUUACCAUAGGUUCUUUAUUUUCUAUGGAUAAACAUGAUCUUUGUCCCAUGGUAAACUAUGAGAAGUGCACUGAAGCUAUUCAUGUGUCUUUAAGCUGUUUUCCUAUGUCAGAAUUUUAGGAGAGAACAACAAUGCAAGUGAAUAGCAACUUAAUAAAUGAUGCAAUUUUUCUUUGUUUUGGCAUUGAACUGUGUAAAUUGAAAAUUUUUUAAUUGAAUGUAUAAUAAAAACAUCUGUCCUUUUUUGGGUA
Molecule: messenger RNA, 8519 nt
Organism: Rattus norvegicus (Norway rat)
Lineage: Eukaryota; Metazoa; Chordata; Mammalia; Rodentia; Muridae
Source: RefSeq, a predicted model, not a curated record